Paramecium pentaurelia is the source of this 1060-nucleotide messenger RNA. The record is from the annotation of a GenBank genome assembly. Lineage: Eukaryota; Ciliophora; Oligohymenophorea; Peniculida; Parameciidae.
UAUGCAAGCUAAUCCUAAAUGUGCUUAGCCUGAAGCCUAAUAUUUAGAUAAUUAUGACAAUUUUGAAGAAGUUACAACAACUUUUAAGUGUCUCUAAAAAAUCAAUUAGCCACUUGAACCUGAGGCUACAUUUUUUUUGAUACGUGCUCCUACAAAAGAUAAUGUUCAUCGAGCAAUUAAAUAUGGUAUAUGGACUAGGUAUAAAAAUCAAUAUGAAAAUAGCUCAAGUCGAAAUAAUAAAAAACUAAAUGAUGCUCCUCGUCCUGUUUACUUAUUAUUUAAUGUUACCCAAACUUCACAUUUUAUUGGAUUGGCUAAAAUUAUUACUGAAUUUAGGGAUAAAAUGCAUUUCAAGUAUUGGGCUGAAGAAAAUAAAUGGUUUGGAUCAUUUUAAAUUGAAUGGGUAUUAAUUCUAAACAUUAAAGGUUUUCUUAAAAGAUUUACCAUAUAACGAACUUAGUAAGAUAUAACAAUCUUGUGGCAAGUGUAUUCAUGAACUCAUAGAUUGUACUCAAAUUGAAAAUGCUGAAUCAAUAUAUAGUUCAUUUUAAUAAUAACCACAAAAAAGCUGUAUGCUUAAAAGUUUCAAGGAAUUAGAUAUUUCUGAAGUAUUAAAUUAUUUAAGGAUUUAAGAAAAGGAAGAGAAAUGAAAGAGAUACAAAUCCAAAUUUUGAUAUCUAAUUUUAAGAACACAUCUCCGUUUUUGAAUAAAUGCCUUUCUCUUUCUCUGUUUCUUCUUACUAAAGAAGAAAAUAAUAAUAAUUUCAAAAUUAGUAAUUCUAAUAAUUCUAAUAUUAUUAUUAAAGUCCUUGGUAUGGUGUAGGUAUAUCUUAAAUCAAUAAUCCUAGCAUAACCUAAUUUUUGGAAUGCUCAGUCCUAAACUUAUCCUCAAUAAGAACAAUUAUAAUCACAGAAAGUAUCAAAUAAUAAUGCAGGAUUUUAUUAAACUUAAAAUUAUAAUAGACCUCAUACUUAAAAUAUUCAACAAACUAAACAUUUAUAAAAAAAAUAACUCAUUUAUAACAAAAAUUCUAAUUAAGAGAGUCCAAAAAAAAAAUGA